CCUAACCCUAACCUAAAAGAAUGUAUUUUGGCACCCUCGUUGGUCAGAAAAUGUGGAAAGAUGCCAAUAUUCAGGACGAUAGGUCAGACAACGAGAAAUAUUAGUUUUAAAAAUCAAAAGGACGAGAAAUCUUUUGAAAUUGGCUACGACUUAAUACCACUUUUCUCCUGCUCCUUCUACACUUUACUCCACUCUCUACUACACUCCUUUGAUCCUCCUCCUACUCCUCCUCUGCCUUCCUCCUACUAUCUCUCAUCUUCUCCUGUUCUUUUUUCCCUUUGCUCAUACUCCCUGCUCUUCUCUUUCCCUCAUACCCCUCCUCUCCAUUCCGUUUACUUAUCUCAUUAA
Meloidogyne enterolobii is the source of this 348-nucleotide messenger RNA. The record is from the annotation of a GenBank genome assembly. NCBI's taxonomy places the organism in Eukaryota, Metazoa, Nematoda, Chromadorea, Rhabditida, Meloidogynidae.